Cryptococcus deneoformans JEC21 is the source of this 1514-nucleotide messenger RNA. RefSeq lists its product as hypothetical. The record is from RefSeq and is a predicted model, not a curated record. Gene Ontology annotation, cellular component: nuclear pore. Gene Ontology annotation, biological process: transcription-dependent tethering of RNA polymerase II gene DNA at nuclear periphery; RNA export from nucleus. Gene Ontology annotation, molecular function: ubiquitin binding; RNA binding. Bases 152 to 1252 code for a protein of 366 amino acids. Lineage: Eukaryota; Fungi; Basidiomycota; Tremellomycetes; Tremellales; Cryptococcaceae. The transcript has 9 exons.
CUGCUGCUUUUCGUCUUAACUGCUAUUCUCAUCUUCAAUUUAUACCUAUUUCCAGCCAUAGCCACGGCCCCACAGGGUAACUGGCCAUUUCCAUAACCCCUUAUACUUCUCCACACUCGUUAAGCACUACGCCCCGCGCACAUCCUCAACCAUGCUCUCUACCUUCCGAACCGGCGUCAAGGAUAUUGAACUCGCCAACCCUCCUACAGACUCAAUCUCUAGAAUCGAAUUCUCUCCCACCGCCGACAUACUUGCUGUUGCGAGUUGGGACAACAAUGUGCGGUUAUACGACGUAAACUCGCAAGGGCAGAACCAAGGGAAGGCGAUGUACUCUCAUCAGGCUCCUGUGCUUGAUUUAACUUGGUCGGCAGACGGCCAAUAUGUCUUCUCCUCCGGAUGCGACAACGCUGCUCAAAUGUACAACGUCCAAACACAGCAAGCACAACAAGUAGCUCAACAUGAUGCACCCAUAAAGUGUGUUGAAUUUGCCGAAGUGCCGGGAAGUGGACAGGUUUUGAUUACAGCGGGUUGGGAUAAGAAACUCAAGUACUGGGACUUGAGAUCACCCAACCCUAUUGCAACUAUCGACCUCUCUGAUAGGGCCUAUUCGAUGAGCGUUGCUCAACAACUGUUGGUCUGUGCUACCGGUGACCGUCAACUGCAUGUCAUCAAUCUUUCAAGCCCUACCACCAUCUUCAAGAGUAUCGAGUCACCGUUGAAAUGGCAAACACGAGUUGUCAGCUGUUUUCCUACUGGAGACGCAUUCGCUGUUGGAAGUAUUGAGGGACGAGUAGCUAUCCAAUACCCUGGAGAGGAUGAUAAGCGAAAUUUCUCUUUCAAAUGUCAUCGAUACGACAUCCCUACUGGUAGCAUGCCGCGAACUCCCGCCGUCAGCGGCUCCCAGAAUGUUUUCGCUAUCAACUCUCUCACUUUCCACAAGGUGCAGGGAACUUUCUGCUCUGGUGGCAGCGACGGUAGUUUGACAUUCUGGGACGGUAUCUCUCGAACAAAGCUUAAGACUUUCUCCUGCAAGGAUUUGAACAACGGAGACACAGAUGUACGACCACCAAGAUUUGGUACUCCCAUCGUGUCUACUUCCUUUAACCGAACCCAAGAAAUCAUCGCGUAUGCCAUGUCAUAUGAUUGGUCCAAGGGCCACAGCGGUGUCCCACCUGCGGGACAAAACAUUAACAAAGUUAUGUUGCACCCUGUCAAGCCUGAAGAAGUCAACAAGAAGCCCAAGAGGAAUUAAAAGUGUUGAAAUGAACAAAGCCGUGUAAAGUGGCAGAGACCAGCAUUCUGGGCAUGGAGGAGAGAGGAAUUAGACUGUAAGCAGGAAGCAUCUGUCUAGUAUUAAUUGGUGCUUUCUUCUAAUUCAGGUUAUUCGUGAAGCAUGAGUACGGUUUUUCGUGACCCAUCCUGUCGUUCGCCGAGUGAUGAAGGGAUUGUCAUAUUUGGUUACCAAAUUCGUAUAGCCUGUGUACCCUAGUUUCAUCCCUUUCGUCAAGCUCAAU